AAUCUAACAAAGUAUUAUUAGAAAGAAGCCUCUUAAAAAAAAAACAAGCAUGAACACCAUUAUUAUCUUUCUCUUUCUCUCAUUCUGUUUCAUGCAUUUAGUUUUUCCCCAAUGUCCAUUUAACUUUCGAAAGCUUGAUUUACCAUCAACUUCAGUAGGUCCUAGUGGCAUCGCCUUUGACUCACUUGGUAGAGGACCAUAUACAGGCAUCUCUGAUGGUAGAAUUGUCAAAUACAACACAUCUAAUUUUAUACAAGUCUACAUAACUUCACCACAAAGAUCAAGUGCAGUGUGUGAUGGGACGAAUAAUCCAGCUAUUUUGGGACCUAUUUGUGGGAGACCAAAAGGUGUAGACUUCUAUUACAAAGAAAACCUUUUGUAUAUUACAGAUGCUUAUAAAGGGUUCCUUGUGGGAGGUAAGAAAAGACUUGCAAAACCAUUGGCCACUGGAGCCGAAGGGGUGCCUUUUAAAUAUCCUGUUGGCAUAAAUGUUGACCAACUCACUGGAGAUGUUUAUUUCACAGAUUCCAGUUCUGUAUUCCAAUUAAGCCAAAUGACACAAGCAGUUCUAGUGAAUGAUGCAACAGGAAGAUUAUUAAAAUACAACCCCAAAACAAAACAAAUAUCAGUGCUUCUAAGGGGGAUUGGAGGAGCAGCUGGCGUGGCAAUAAGUUCUGAUCGCUCGUUUGUUCUUGUAACUGAGUACAUAGCCAAGAGGAUCAUAAAAUUUUGGCUAAGAGGUCCCAUGGCUUUUAAAUCACAAGUUAUUCUCAAGCUCCAAGGCAGGCCUGACAAUAUUAAGAAGACCCCUACAGGAGACUCUUUUUGGGUGGCAGUGAACACAAUGAGUCCUGGUGGUCUAACUAUCCCUAUGGCUAUAAAGAUUAAUGGAAACGGUGACGUUUUGCAUACCCUACCUCUUGACUGCUAUUAUUUCAAUACUACUAUUGGUGAAUUUAACCAGCGUGGCUCACACUUUUAUGUUGGAUCCCUUGAAGCUGAUUUUGUUGGUUUAUUGAACUAAUGAAAGAUUUAUAUAUAUAUAUAUAUAAGCAAAUUUUGAUAUAGGGUGUCACUUAGUUCCUAUCGAUUCGAUUUUUUCUAUUUUCUGACACGUGGAGAAAUUAUAAUUCUUUUAUACGGCAGUGUACAUUGUAGUUAUAAAUAGUAGACAUUUCAUUAAUUUUCAAAAAAAUCUGAAUAGUUUACGAUGCCGAUAUUAAGGUUCAAACAGUCUGUUGCACGAGUGCCUUUUUUUAUAUACAUGUAUAAAAUAGACUUUUUGAAUAAUUAUUUCGGCAAUGUAAAUUAUUUUGAAUUUUUUGAAAAUUAGUGAGAUAUCUGUCAUAACUAUAAUGUACAUCGUCAUUUUAAAAAAUUGGAUUAUAAUUUCUUCUUGUGCCGAAAACAAAAAUAAUCUUAUCAGUAGGGGUUAAAGUGACACCCCUACAAUAAAAUCACCUUAUAUAUAAAUAUAUAUAUAUUGACCUAGCUAGACCCAAAAAAAUAAUAAUAGUGAGUGACUAUAUGUUUUUCUUGUUUUUACAAUUUGAAAAACUAGUAUGAUGUAUAAGAAUCUUGUAAUUUCUAAAUAAAUUUGAUAAAUAAAAGACAUUACCCAUUCACCUUA
Molecule: messenger RNA, 1630 nt
Organism: Humulus lupulus (European hop)
Lineage: Eukaryota; Viridiplantae; Streptophyta; Magnoliopsida; Rosales; Cannabaceae
Product: protein STRICTOSIDINE SYNTHASE-LIKE 12-like
Exons: 3
Coding region: 50-1024 (324 amino acids)
Biological process (GO): biosynthetic process
Molecular function (GO): strictosidine synthase activity
Source: RefSeq, a predicted model, not a curated record